CCGAACUCCCGAAAAUUAUUCAUCCUUCCAUCUUCCAUUCUCGAUCCUUCCUGCGUGCUCUAUCUAUUUCUUUCCAGGCUAAACUUCUCAAGCACAAUUGUUCUGACUUGACGUACACAAUUCUUGGCCUCGCUUCUUAUCUGCCUCUUCUGCCAUACAAUAGGCACCGAUUUUCCCCCACCUCAACGUUUCCUUGAUCAUCCAUCAUGAACGGCGAAAACGGCACGACUGGCCCUGGUGCCACUGAAGAAAUCGAUCUCUAUGCCACCCUCGGAGUUGACAGGACAGCCUCACAGGCCGACAUUCGAAAGGCUUAUCGAAAAGCCGCACUCGCCCACCACCCCGACAAAGUUGCCCCAGAACAAAGAGAAGAGGCUGAGGCCAAAUUCAAAGCCGCUUCUCAAGCAUACGAAAUUCUCUAUGAUGAUGAAAAACGACACCUCUACGACACACAUGGCAUGGCCGCCUUUGAUGGAAGAGGCGGCCCAGGCAUGGGCGGCGAAGUGAACAUGGAAGAUAUCCUCAACAUGUUCGGGAUGGGAGGUGGCAUGGGAGGCAUGGGCGGUAUGCCUGGUAUGGGUGGCGUGGGUGGUGGUGGUCCCCGAAGAAUGCGUCGCAGCCCAGACGAAAAUCAAAAGUACGAAGUCACCUUGGAAGAUCUUUACAAAGGCAAGACGGUCAAGUUCUCAUCCACCAAGAACGUCAUUUGUUCAAAGUGCUCUGGCACCGGUGGUGUUGACAAGGCCAAGCCAAAGGAAUGUACUGCUUGCAAAGGGCAGGGAGUCAAGCAAGUUCUUCAACAAGUCGGCCCCGGAAUGCUCACUCAAAGAAUGGUGGAAUGUGGAACUUGCGAGGGAACCGGACAAGUUUUCAACCCCAAAGAUAAAUGCAAGAAGUGCAAAGGCAAGAGGACGACCGAAGAGAAGAAACAGCUUGAACUGUACAUCCCGCGGGGCGCUCGAGAAGGAGACCAAAUUCGUCUCGAAGGCGAAGCUGAUCAAAUCCCCGGCGCCGAUGAAACAGGCGAUAUCGUUUUCCAUCUUGUGGAACAAGCCCACGAAGUCUUCCAACGUACCGGAAACGACCUGUCGGCGAAAUUGGAAGUUACCCUUGGCGAAGCCUUGACCGGCUUCAACCGAACCGUCCUCAAACACCUCGACGGCCGCGGGAUUGUCCUCAACCAUCCUCAAGUACCAGGCCAAGUGCUACGACCCGGCGAAGUUCUCAAGAUCCAAGGCGAAGGCAUGCCACUCAAAAAGACCGACCACAAGGGUGACUUGUAUCUCGUUGUUGAAAUUCAAUUCCCUGAAGACGGCUUCCUCAUCGAUCCUACUGUGGUGGAGAAACUGCAACAACUUUUGCCCCCACCCAGCAAUCCUCCCAUCGAAGCCGAGGAGACUGAUGAAGUCGAGUUUGAAGUCGCCGACAUUGAAGACAUUGGCGGUGCAGAAGCUCAAGGCCAGUGGGAAGACGAAGAAGGAGGUCCUCAAGGAGCUCAAUGCCAAACCCAGUAGAGGUCUAGUUUUUCGUUUAGAGAUAGAGAGGUCCCUAUCACCACUACUUGGUUUCGGCUGGAUAAUGGUCAAACUGUUGGCAUCGGGGUUUUCCUGACUGUGAUAUGACUAUGAGAUGCAAAGGGCAAAAAGGAACAGCAGCAGCAGCAGCAGCAGAUUAUCGCUACGCGCGAGUUUAAUCUAUCAGCACGUGGACACAAACCUGCUCAACUCAUUGACGAAGUGACGAGUUAUGAAACCCCGGGAAUUCUGAUCCGGACGGAUGGAAAGACGGAGACGGUGCGAAGCCCCGAUAUCAAAGGCAGAUCUGCGUGGAGGCCCAUUCCAGUCUUGAGAUAGUUGCUGUCCCCAUACAUCCAAAGCAAAGGGACGGUACGCACAUUGAAGAGUGCAUCAUAUCAGGCGUUGUUGGGUUUGCAACAUGUGUGUGAUUCUUGCAUCUAUGUCCGCGUUGCAUAGACGGAUCACAUAGAUAGAGAGAGCGCAGAGAUGUGAUGGUGUGUUCUUGCAUGUGUGCUGUGUCUGUGUGGCAUGACCCCGUCGCUAUAUGAUGGCUACGAUAUACAAGAAUCCAUACCUUGACAAUACAACUAGAUGACGUUAUCCAAGUAUCUUGAAUCCCAUCUUCAGACUCUGCCCGUGAAUUUCUUUCGUAACCUCUCUUCUGUAACGCG
Messenger RNA from Exophiala mesophila, 2188 nucleotides. RefSeq lists its product as uncharacterized. Gene Ontology annotation, molecular function: Hsp70 protein binding. Gene Ontology annotation, biological process: protein refolding. The transcript has a single exon. The record is from RefSeq and is a predicted model, not a curated record. Gene Ontology annotation, cellular component: cytoplasm. NCBI's taxonomy places the organism in Eukaryota, Fungi, Ascomycota, Eurotiomycetes, Chaetothyriales, Herpotrichiellaceae. The coding region runs from base 207 to 1514 and encodes 435 amino acids.